Mesorhabditis spiculigera is the source of this 2121-nucleotide messenger RNA. The record is from the annotation of a GenBank genome assembly. Lineage: Eukaryota; Metazoa; Nematoda; Chromadorea; Rhabditida; Rhabditidae.
AUGGUCUCGGUUGGAAAAUUGCUAUUUCUAACGUGUUUUAUUUGUUUCUUUCCUUUUACGACUCCUGAAGAAAUUAUUGUAAAAACCAGUUCCGGUCUAGUUCGAGGGACCGAAGUGAUUGCUUUUCCGAGUAACGAGUCUACGAUCGCAUUUUUGGGGAUAAAAAUUGCAGAGGAUACUGGAGGUGUUAAUAGAUUUAAAAAAGCUAUUCCGGUAAAGCCGUGGAGCAGAAUUUGGAAUGCUACGGAAUAUGGUGUAGCUUGUGUCGCGGAUCCACCCUUAACGUACAAAACUGAUGAUGGCGGUCCUAUUGGCGAAGACUGUUUAUGGACGAACGUCUUUACAAGCAAAUAUUGCCUCUUAAAAAAAAACUGUCCGGUGGUGGCGGUGGUUCAUGGCGGAAACUAUAAUUUUGAAUCGCCGGUGAUUUUCCCGAAAGAAACUGUAGCCAAUAAUUUUGUGGCACAGGGGAGGAAUAUUGUGGCUGUGGUGGUACCGUUUAGAGUUGGCUCCUUUGGCGGGUUUAAUUUAUCGCCUGGAAUUAAAUCAUCAGCUGAUAGAAAUUUGAAUUUACAAGACAUCCAUUUCAACCUCAAAUGGAUCCAAAAAGAAGUUGCCAAUUUUGGUGGCGACCCCUCGAGGGUAACUUUAAUGGGCCAUUCAUCUGGAGCUACCCUAGUCGAAUGGAUCUCCCUCAGCCCAAAAUUCGUCGGCUUUUUCCACCAAACAAUCAUGAUGAGCCCGUCGAAGGCCAUGUUUGGAGCGGAUAUCAGCAAACGCAUUAAUGAAAAGGCGAGUAUAGCAGUGGCGAAGCAUGUAAAAUGCUUUAAUCCUUUUCCCAAUAAUGGAAAGGUUAUGUCACUACGCGGGAGUACGGAAAUUACGGAGGAGAACGUGGAGGCGAUUUUGGACUGUAUGCGGAAUAAGACGUAUCAAGAUAUUUUGGCUGCCCAAGUGGCGCUCUACGACCAAACCGAAGAUUUUCAUGGUCCCGGGAUAGACGGGCGUCACGGGUAUAUUCCCGAUUAUGCAAAUCAUCUAAAAAGAACGAAAAGAAGAACUUUGAUAGGCACUACGUCUGCUGAAUCGAAAUCUGGAGGAUUUAUGAUGGGCCAUCCGGCUCGUCUAAAGGAAACGUGUACUCAUCUGGGCUUCGAAAUGAAAUUCGAGGACCCGAUUCUAUUCUCAAAACGAUGUUUCGAACAAUACUCCAAACAUCGUACACCCAUCGAAUUUUUCGAUGAUUUGGCAUUCUAUGCGUCGACGGCCAAAAUUGCUGAUGAUUUGGUGGAUGUUGGCUCUGAAGUUUACAUGUAUUCCUACGAAUAUCAGGACACAGGAAUGGCGUUUAAAAACUUAACAAAUGAACAGUUUCCAAGGGAAAGGAGGCCUACACAUUCUGAAGAUUAUAUUUACGUGAUGGGAAUUCAUCGCGGCCCAUUUACGCCUAAAGAUUGGGAAAACGAGAGGGUUUACAGUGGAAUUGUUGCUGAUUUUAUUAAAGGAAAAGAUUUGAGUCGACACUAUCGUCCUUGGAAGCCUUGGGAUCGGGAUAGGAAUUAUUUGAGGAUUAAUUUUGAUCGUGAUUACAAAAUUCAAAAAGCUAAAGUUGGCUAUAAAUAUUACCAAGAUGUCAGUGAUUUUUGGAAUGAAAGAGUGACCACAAAACACCUCCCCCUGAAAACAUACCCUCCAAGUUUUGAUACCUUUUGGGCUGAGAAUUUGAUGACAGCCCUGGAAAGUUAUUAUUUUAAUGUGACCACCGCUCAUGAUAAAACGAUGGCCGCGGAAAUGAGGAUAUACAAGGAAUGGACGGAAUAUUUAACGCAGGCGGCUUUGGAAUUUGAAAAGGCGCAAAAAUUAGCUAAAUUCAAUUUUCACAGCGCCGCACAACCUCAAUUUAAUGGUUUUAUUUGGGAAGAGGUGGCAGGUACCCUCCCGGUCCUCGCGGUUGUUAUAUUCGGUACCCUAACUAUAAUCGGGCUAUACGUGCUUAUAAAAUGUUUAUGGGAUGGCUUCGUAAUGAGUCGGACUCCGGCAAAGCCAGCGGAACAGCCACUUUUGUCGUAUGAAUACCUAAACAUGCCCCCACCACCAUCUUACAGUAGUUGCGUGGAAAAU